Messenger RNA from Aethalodelphis obliquidens (Pacific white-sided dolphin), 5085 nucleotides. RefSeq names its product mitochondrial ribosome associated GTPase 2 (gene MTG2). Gene Ontology annotation, cellular component: mitochondrion. The record is from RefSeq and is a predicted model, not a curated record. The transcript has 6 exons. Gene Ontology annotation, molecular function: magnesium ion binding; GTPase activity; GTP binding. NCBI's taxonomy places the organism in Eukaryota, Metazoa, Chordata, Mammalia, Artiodactyla, Delphinidae. Bases 3002 to 4222 code for a protein of 406 amino acids.
GGCAUGUGGGAUUGUCCUAGACCAGGGAUUGAACCCGUGUCCCCUGCACUGGCAGGUGGAUUCUUAACCACUGUGCCACCAGGAAAGUCCCCCAAAAAUAGUUUUUUAUACUUACCAUCUCUGUUGCUGUCUCCUCAUUCCUAAAGGUUGGGGUUUCCCUGUGGUGUCAUUUUCUUUCUGGGGUACUGCUUGUGGAGACAGUGUCUCCCACCACCCAGCAUGUCUUACUUCAUUUCCCUCCCUGAAGGAUAUUUUCACAGGCUGUGUAAUAAUGCUGGGUGGGACUUUUUUUCUUUUAGCACUUUAAAAAUAUCUUUUAAGAGGGCUUAAUGCAGUGUGGGAUCUUGGAACAGAAAAAGGAUAUUCAUGGGGAAACGUGAAAUCCAAAUGCCAUCCUGAGUUUAAUUAAUAAUAACAUAGCAGGGUUGGUUUCUUAGUUUUGACAAGUGUACCCUGGUCAUGUAAGAUGCUAAUAUUAGGGGAAACUGGAUAAGAUGUAUAUGGGAAUAUCACCUUUUCUGUAAAUCUAAAAUCAUUCUGAAAUAAAGGUGUAUUUAGGACAAUACAUUAACAGGAAGAUAACAGGAGGAGGGUGUCCCCAUGGAGGGGCGGCCCAGUGGAAGGGGAGAGCACCUACGUCAGGAGGUGAAGGUUUGGUUACUGUCGAGGUUGGGUGAGUAAACAUACUGCAGGUAAUGGAGCCGGGACUCUGACAGUCAGAGGAUGGACUUGCAAAGACAGAAGGAGAAAAUUAGAACCUUGUGGUGUUGAAUUGGAAUUGGGAUUAUAGGUGUGAACCCAUGGUUUUCAAAAGAUGCUGCUCUAAAACUGUGGGUGGAUCGGUGUAGCAGUGACUACAGAUGUGAGUGUUGUGUGUGGAUGCGUUUACCUUCGUCUGCUCUGUCCACGGAGAGGACCCACGAGCAGCACCACCCCAGGACCCCUGAGCACCCCCAGCAUACAGGUGGCCUUGUAAAUACCAUUCUCCACUAAAAGAACCAGGGCUCCUUGGAGUAAAGGCUGGUUUCAGGGUCAACCAGGGAGAGUGCCCGGUGAGCGUGGAACAUUUCGUGGCAGGAAGCAGGGAGCGCUCACAGGUUGAGGGGCACGUGCCAGAAGGACACCAAAGCCAAGGGAUGGGCUGCCACUGCCCAAACCAGAGGCAAUUUGAGCAUUGGAGUAAAUGAUAGUAACAGCGUAGCUAACUGAAUAAAAUAGGAAACUGAGCCCGUAAAAAUGAGUAAAUGGACAGUUUAUGAGGAACGGGAUUUGCACAGUCUCAGACCACCUCCCCCGAGGUCCUCGUAACUACACAGGGAGGGAGGGGCGCCCCGACGCAGGGAAGCUGCGCGGGAGCUCCGUGUGCAGGGUGAGCAAGGCCCCUGACUCGUGUGAAAUUCCUGCCAAAGGUGCAUUGCCCGCGGCUCGUCACAAAGGGACGUCCGGCAGAGGGAGAACGAGGACGCGCUGCAGAACAGCUGGCCUGGGACCUUCCAGGUGUCAGGGGCACGAGAGUCAGGGAGGGGCUGCAGAGACGUGGCAGCAAAACGCAGCUCGUGGUUCUGAGCCGGACCCUUUGCUGUGGGAGCCGCUAUAGGGACCGUUAGCCAAAGCUGGGGGUCUGGGCGUGGCUGGUGGCCCGGUUUCAAAGGCCAUCCCCCCGGUUCCGUAGGGGUGCCUCUGUCCACAGGGAGCCACACUGCCGUGUCCGGGGGGUUGGAGGUUGGGUGUCAGGUCGGCCGCUCACCCUCAAAUGGUUCAUGGACUCUCCUUUGAACUUUUCUAUACCUGAUUGUUUCCGAACAAAAAGCAAAGCUUUUCAGUGCCAUGCAGAGGGAAUAGCUCCCACCAAGGAAGUAUUUCCUUUUCAGAAGGGUCAGGAGGUGUGGAGCAGGAGGUACAGGAGGGGCUUCAAUGGAAAAGGCGAGCCCUGUGUCCUCGCCUGCUGUGUUGCGCACGUGGUGGCUUUAUGAUUAUUUUUAAAGUAAUGCGUGUACAUUUAUAUCCCUUCUGUAUGUGUAGUUCAUACUUAACCAUGGGAGGAAAGCCUCAGUGGUUUCCUUUUAUGUGGCACACGUGUGCCUGUGAAGCGGGGACAUUGGAAGUGGGUGACGUUCAGAACAGUGGACGGGGAGGGGUUGUCGUCUCCUGGAGGGCUGGGCCUGAGAUUCCUCGCGUUGGCCCUCAGCACCCACAAGAUAUAUAAUUAUCACGAGCUGUUUAAUGAACAAGCAGUGGUGUAAACAGCUCUUAGUUAAUGAAAAGUGGCUCACGCUUACUGAGUUUUCACAUGGGCCAGGUACUGCUGUCGUGCCUUCUGUCCCUCCCAGCCUGGUCCGUCGUCAGAUGAGUGAACUGUCCUAGGUCGCCCUGGGGGAAAGGGGCAGAGGUCCUUGUGCAGAGUCUGGCGGCUUACCCACUGCACCCAUAGGAAAUACCCCACUGUGUUCCAGUUGGACCAUUUCAAACUGUGCAGGAUAACACCAUAGCAUCUGAGUAAAUGGGUGUUUUUAUUUUUAAGAAAUUUGGAUUUGAGGCUGAGAUUUCCUUUUUAAUAUUUUCAUUUAGCAGGUAUUUGCUAUUCUAUAGGGAGUAUAUUCCAGAGUUGCAAGAGAUUUAAUGAUGUAAUCCUUUGUACACAGAUCUUUCCCCCAAGUAGCAUAUAGGCUAAGGAGACUUGCUUUCGCUGCGCUGUGCAGCUUGCGGGAUCUCAGUUCCCUGACCAGGGAUCGAACCCGGACCUCCGGCAGUGAAAGCCCAGAGUCCCAACUGCUAGGCCGCCAGGGAACUCCCUCCAAGUAGCAUAUAGGCUAAUAGGGCAUGACUCGGGGUGGAAGGUGGUGAGUGAGGUAAGAAAGUCAUUCGUUGGUUCAUUUAUUUGUUUCAGGAACACUCGCCAGCGUUCUCCUGUGCCAGGUGCUCACACUUCUUUAGUUUGGGUUUCAUGUUCAGGUUUAAACCAGAUGUCUUAUUUUGCCAGUUUGCCUUUUGUUAAGGAGCCAUGAUACGUUCGAGGCUUUUCGCAGCGAGAUCCUGGCCGGUGUUGGAGGGCGUGGGGUGCUGGACACCGUUGGCACGAGUGUUUCCCAGGCCCAGGCGGCUCCUUCCCCAGCACGCUUCUCCCAGGCUGCUCUCGGUCAGCUGUGCGGACUGCACCAAGCACCAGGAGCCCCCCAGGAAGAAGCUGCUCUCAGAGAAAAAACUGAAAAGGCAUUUUGUGGACCAUCGCCGAGUGCUUGUCCGAGGGGGACGCGGAGGUGACGGGGUAAGCUGCUUCCACAGUGAGCCCCGGAAGGAGUUUGGAGGCCCCGAUGGUGGCGACGGAGGCUACGGCGGCCACGUCAUCCUGAGAGUUGACCGGCAAGUCAAGUCCCUGUCCUCAGUCCUGUCUCAGUACCAGGGCUUUGACGGAGGAGCCGGCGGCAGGAAGAACUGCUUUGGGCGAAGCGGCGCCGUCCUCUACAUCCAGGUCCCCGUGGGCACUUUGGUGAAGGAGGGAAACGAAGUCCUGGCUGACCUCUCGCACCCGGGUGAUGAGUUCAUCGCAGCACUGGGCGGGGCAGGCGGGAAGGGCAACCGCUUUUUCCUGGCCAACAGCAACCGAGCGCCCACGACUUGUACCCCCGGACAGCCGGGUCAGGAGCGGGUCCUCUUCCUGGAGCUCAAAACGGUGGCACACGCUGGGCUGGUCGGAUUCCCCAACGCGGGGAAAUCCUCGCUUCUCCGAGCCAUUUCCAACGCAAGGCCCACUGUGGCCUCCUACCCAUUCACCACCCUGAACCCGCACGUGGGGGUUGUUCACUGCGAGGACCACCAGCAAAUAGCAGUGGCCGACAUCCCGGGCAUUGUCCGCGGAGCCCACCGGAACCGGGGCCUGGGCUUGGCCUUCCUGAGGCACAUCGAGCGCUGCCCCUUCCUCCUGUUCGUGCUGGACCUCUCGGUGCCAGAGCCGUGGACGCAGCUGGAUGACCUGAAGUACGAGCUAGAACAGUACAGGGAAGGCCUGUCCGAGAGACCCCAUGCCGUCGUGGCGAACAAGGUCGACCUCCCUCAGGCCAGAGCCCAGCUGCCCCAGCUGCAGGCCCGCCUAGGCCGAGAGGCCAUCGCCCUGUCAGCGGCCACUGGGGAGAACCUGGAGGGGCUGCUGCUGCAUCUGAAGGAGCUGCACGAUGACCACGUGGCCGCGGAGCUGGAGCGGGGCCGCCAGCCUCUCCGGUGGUAGCGGAGGUGGUAGGCCGGGAGGUGGCAUGGGCAGUGCCCAGGCAGGCUGACUGUGACCGGAGAUGAGGAAGGAGCCCCAAAGAAUCAGAGGCCUUGGUGCAGCAGCCUCCCCACCAGCUCAGGGCUCCCCACCAAUGCGCCCCCCUGCCCUGGGCCUGGGACCUUGGGGCGGUGGACGCUCACGCACCCGCCCAUCUGUUCCCGGUGCUUCCCGCGCCCACCUGCAUGCGACUGAUGUGCUACGAUGGGCUCGUCUGUGUUAAUUGGCCCCUGAUUAGCAGGGACCACACUCUGCCUGAUGUCGCCAAAUGCUGCCAAGUGCACACGGGGGGUGGGAGCCGGUGUUCCCUGCUGACCCUUGGGUGGCGGCAGCUGUCGCAGAGGUGGGCCCUUGAUUCCACGGCUGUCAACACGCCCCGUGAGCGCAGUUUGGCGGGGAUGCUCUGCUGUGCGAGGGCCGGGGGAGGGAAAGCAUUUGCAGGUGCAAUCCUCAGAUGCCGCCGUCUGAGGGAAGCAGUGAGGGUGACACCCGCCCUGUUGUCCCAGACGGCGCCGUGCUCUUUGGGAGCCGAGCUUCACGACUGCUCCCAGUAUCCGACCCAGGGACGUGUGGCUUCUGACCCACUUAGUACACGCGAACAGGUUAUUAACUGCGGACUGCAGGUGGGGCAUGGCAGCGCCGUCCCCCAGGGUAGCCAGUGUCUCAGGUUUGUGCUUCUAGGUGUCGAUGGGAGCCGCACCCGCGCCCCCAGCGUCCCCUGACUGCAGGUGCCCCGUGAGGACGGUGCAGCUGCUCCUAGCCUGCUCAUCCGGCAAAAUGGCCUGGAACUUUUGUUCCCCCCAAAUAAAGUCUGAUGCAUCUGA